UAUCUGUCUAAUAAUAAAACUGUUGUCACUGAAUUUUGAACAAUGAAUUUGAUAUUUAGGCGUCUGUGCAGACUUAGACACUCCGAUUUUAUGAAGUUUGAGGAUUUAUGUGCGUAUGCAUUCCCGCGUUAAUAAGGCAGGUCAGCAGUGAGGAAAUAUAGAGAGCAACGAACACAAGAUGUCCGAUUCCUCCUACAGCCACAAUAGUGGCAUACGCUUCAAGAAGAGGAAGGCACGCUUCACGUUCAGUGAGGUCCACAUCCUGCUGGAUGAAGUGAGGAAGAACCGUCACAUUGUUGUUGGCAAGUUCAACCGAGGUGUACCAACAACGGUAAAGAAGCGCACAUGGGCAAAGAUCACAGCCUGCGUCAACGAGAUUGGGGAAUGCCAACGUGAGGUCAUUGAGGUCAUCAAAAAGUGGUCUGAUAUGAAGUGUGACACUAAACGUAAGGUAGCUGCUAUUCGUGCUGGGGCAGUCCCUUAUAAAGGCACAAACUCUUACCUCUCCCGAGAACUAUCACCCAUUGAGAACAUUGUUCACCAAAUCCUAGAACUUGAUGGCAAACGUGGCAGACUGCCUACAACUGCAGCACCUGACAUGGACAUCUACUCAGGAACAGGUCUUAGAACAGAGGAAGGAGACGAAGAAGAGGAAGAGGACGAUAUCAUGCUAGGGAUACCCUCUUCGUAUAUUGACAACUCGAAUGAUGGCGAUACAGAUGUCCCCACAAUAUCACUUCCUCCCCACCCCCUUGGAAUGCCUGUGCCCUUGUCUGUACCUAUGUCUGUGCCAUCAUCAGUGUCUGUACCUUUGUCCCUACCCAUGUCUGUACUUACAACAUCAGUGCCUUUACCCAUAUCUGUGCCCACCUCUGUGUCUGUGCCUAUGUCCAUACCACUGUCUGUACCCAUGCCCGCUGUCUCAUCAGUGCAUGAAGAGGAUCAUGCUAUACUCUCUCCAGUGUACUGCGCCAGAUCUCGGGAGUAUUUGGGAGACACUUCCCAUCCUCAUUUUGAGGUGCAGUAUGAAAUAUGUUCUGAAGACCAGGAGCUGCAGCAGAUAGACUCUGAUGAGGAGUGCCAGGAGAAAGCUCUGCCACCACCUAACCCCGCAGAAGAUGAGCAUUUCCUGUCCAGUCUACAGCAUGUCACCACUCCAGCCUCCAGCCACCCCAUGUCAUCCCCAUCUCCAUCCUAUGGGCCCCAGAAGCUCUCACAGCCAGGCCUGAGUACUCGAGACAAAAUAGCCCACACCACGACGCUCAGCAUUCAGGAACAGCACAACACCAACGUUCUGCUGGAGACGGUGUCUCGUUCCCUGGAGCUGCUUUCUGAGUCUGUGCAGCAGCUGGCCGAGAUCCAGCAGGAGUUUGUGCAGGACUCUCUGCAGCUACAGAGGGAGACGGUGCACAUCCUGCGUGACUUCGCCAGUGGAGCCCUUGCUCUCAUGCACGACAAGCUCAACGGGCGGCCUGCUCUGUAAUGACCGCCAAUGCGGCCCUAAGUCAUUUGUGAUGCCAGGAGGCAGAACAGAUAAACAUUUAAAUCGGAUCAGAGAAACGGUUUACAUACAUCAGUUUAACACUGGCCAGCUUGUGUUCCUCAUUAUGGAUGGCAGUUGGUGAUGACACUGGUGUGAUGACUCAGUUCUUAAAAAAGGGAAGCCUAUUACUAGAGUGCUCAGCUCUUGGUUGAAUAUUCCUGUUUUCCUGUUGCCUUGAUUCCAAUCAAAGGCCAUAACAUGUUCAUAAUACUGUAUAUUUUGUAAUAUAUUUUCUGAAGCAAAGGCCGAAACAGAGGGCAAUAGUGUCGACAAUCAUUUCUUUGCUGAAGAUUUAUCCACAGCCCUUUCAUGAGAGCAGGCAUUAACAAGAAUUCCAGAAAAAUGAAGAUGCAGAUUUAUCUGGGACAUUUGCGGUCCAUAUAAUGAUUUAUAUUACAACUAUGCUGUAUUAAUAGUACCUUGGUUCAAUAUGUUGUUUAACAGGUCGUGCGAAUUUCACAGACUGAUUAACCAGCAAUCUUUUCCGAAAGUUUGAUUCAGUUCUAGUUCCAGGAUAUUAAAAAAGCUAAAAUCAUAUUCUGUAAAAAAAAUGCAAUACUUGCAGAGAUGGUGCUAGUCUCGGUUUCCCUGUUUGGAUAUAUGUGGGUUUGCCAUAGGAGAAAACAUGGAACAAAGUGAUUCA
This is a messenger RNA of Conger conger (European conger), 2186 nucleotides long. RefSeq names its product myb-related transcription factor, partner of profilin-like. The transcript is spliced from 5 exons. The record is from RefSeq and is a predicted model, not a curated record. Bases 179 to 1483 code for a protein of 434 amino acids. Lineage: Eukaryota; Metazoa; Chordata; Actinopteri; Anguilliformes; Congridae. Gene Ontology annotation, cellular component: nucleus.